Molecule: messenger RNA, 4368 nt
Organism: Elgaria multicarinata webbii
Lineage: Eukaryota; Metazoa; Chordata; Lepidosauria; Squamata; Anguidae
Gene: SNAP91
Product: synaptosome associated protein 91
Exons: 30
Coding region: 182-2917 (911 amino acids)
Biological process (GO): synaptic vesicle budding from presynaptic endocytic zone membrane; clathrin-dependent endocytosis; clathrin coat assembly
Cellular component (GO): clathrin-coated pit; clathrin-coated vesicle; synaptic vesicle
Molecular function (GO): phosphatidylinositol-4,5-bisphosphate binding; clathrin heavy chain binding; 1-phosphatidylinositol binding
Source: RefSeq, a predicted model, not a curated record
GGAGGCCUUUCUGGGCGUUUGGCAAUCCUCAGCAUCCGGCGACGGAGGGUGGGGGGACGACGACGACGCUGAUAUGAAAGAAUAACCGGACGCAGCAGCCUUUGGUAUCGUAUCCUUCCCGCUGGAAAGGGGGAGAAUUGCGUUGCAGAGGAAGGGACAGCAGUCCUAGAAUUAGUCGAAGAUGUCGGGUCAGACGCUGACAGAUCGCAUCGCAGCUGCUCAGUACAGUGUUACAGGAUCGGCUGUAGCUAGAGCUGUCUGCAAAGCAACCACACAUGAAGUGAUGGGGCCCAAGAAAAAACACCUGGACUAUCUGAUCCAAGCCACAAAUGAGACAAAUGUCAACAUUCCUCAAAUGGCUGAUACUCUGUUUGAGCGAGCAACGAACAGUAGUUGGGUGGUUGUGUUCAAAGCCUUAGUUACAACACAUCAUCUAAUGGUUCAUGGCAAUGAGAGGUUUAUUCAGUAUUUGGCAUCUAGAAACACACUAUUCAAUCUCAGCAACUUUUUGGACAAAAGUGGAUCACAUGGAUAUGACAUGUCCACCUUUAUCAGGCGCUAUAGUAGAUACUUGAAUGAAAAAGCAUUUUCCUACAGGCAAAUGGCAUUUGAUUUUGCAAGAGUGAAGAAAGGGGCUGAUGGUGUAAUGAGGACAAUGGUCCCAGAAAAAUUACUGAAGAGCAUGCCAAUAUUACAGGGACAAAUAGAUGCACUUCUUGAAUUUGAUGUUCAUCCAAAUGAACUGACAAAUGGUGUCAUAAAUGCUGCAUUUAUGCUUCUUUUCAAAGAUCUCAUUAAGCUUUUUGCUUGUUACAAUGAUGGAGUUAUUAACUUAUUAGAGAAGUUUUUUGAAAUGAAGAAGGGACAGUGCAAAGAUGCUCUUGAAAUUUACAAACGGUUUCUGACUAGAAUGACAAGAGUAUCAGAAUUUCUUAAAGUUGCGGAGCAAGUUGGAAUUGACAAAGGAGACAUUCCUGAUCUCACACAAGCUCCCAGUAGUCUUAUGGAGACUCUUGAACAGCAUCUUAACACUUUGGAAGGAAAGAAACCUGGAAACAGUGAGGGCUCUGGUGCUCCUUCACCUUUGGGCAAGUCUUCUCCAGCCACAACUGUUACAUCUCCUAAUUCCACCCCAGCAAGAAGUAUUGAUACAUCUCCUCCAGUUGAUCUCUUUGCAACAUCUUCUACAGCAACUCCAGUCAGUGCUUCCAAACUAUCCAGUGAUCUUCUGGAUCUUCAGCCAGACUUCACAUCUACUACUGCACAAGCCGCUUCAGCAGCUCCUGCUGGGGCAACUUCAUGGGGAGACCUCUUGGGAGAGGACAGUUUGGCUGCACUUUCCGGUGUUACCUCUGAACCGCAGAUUUCAGAUCCAUUUGCACCAGAACCCACCCCAGCUCCUACAGCUGCAUCUACUGAAAUAACAACUGUUUCUGCUACAACUACAGCUGUUACUGCUACUACUGCUGCUGAAGUGGAUCUCUUUGGAGAUGCCUUUGCAGCUUCUCCUGGUGAAGCCCCUGCAGCAGCUGAAGGGGCAGCAGCACCAGCUACCCCAACCCCUGUAGCCGCGGCUCUUGAUGCAUGUUCAGGAAAUGACCCCUUUGCCCCAUCAGAAGGCAGUGCAGAGGCUGCACCAGAGCUGGACCUCUUUGCUAUGAAGCCAACCGAGACCAGCGUUCCUGUAGUUACCCCUACAACUAGUGCAGCCACUCCAGUUCCUGCAACCACUCCUACUCCAGCUGCUGUCGUGGCCCCUCCAGCCCCUGCUACAACUGCUACUACUACUGCCACUACCACUACUGCUACCACGUCUGCUACUACCACUACUACCACCACCUCUGCUCCUCUUCCUGCUCUAGAUAUCUUUGGUGAUUUGUUUGAGUCUGCACCUGCUGAUGUCCCUGCAGCAGCACCUAAGCCAGAUGCUACUCCUAGCAUAGACCUGUUCGGUACAGAUGCUUUUUCUUCUCCACCAACUGGAGCUUCUCCUGUACCUGAGAGUUCUCUCACUGGUGAUCUCUUAUCUGUGGAUGCAUUUGCAGCACCAUCGUCCCUGCCCACUGCCUCCCCAGCUAAAGUGGACUCUUCAGGUGUGAUUGACCUGUUUGGUGAUGCUUUUGGAAGUAGCGUGCCUGAACCCCAGCCUGCAACCCAAGCUGCUUCUAGCGCCUCCGCUUCUGCUGACCUAUUAGCUGGCUUCGGAGGUUCUUUUAUUGCUCCAUCUCCAUCACCUUCCCCCGUUACACCAGCUCAGGCUACUAUGCUACAGCCCAACUUUGAAGCAGCCUUUGGAGCUUCCCCUUCCCCUUCCCCUGGUGGCACUUCCUUUGAUCCCUCAGUGUUUGAUGGCUUAGGUGACCUCCUUAUGCCAACUAUGAUGCCAUCUGGUCAGCCUCUAUCUGCUUCAGGCACAGCCGCUAUUUCUGCUUCAGCUGCAACCAAAGGCAUUGGAAGUGAUCUUGAUUCCUCUCUCGCAAACCUAGUAGGAAAUCUUGGAAUUUCUGGUACUACAACAAAGAAGGGAGAUCUGCAGUGGAAUGCAGGAGAGAAGAAGUUAACAGGAGGAGCCAACUGGCAACCAAAAGUAGCACCUGCAACAUGGGCAACUGGCGUUCCUCCAAGUGGUGGCCCUUUGACAGGAUCUGUCCCUCCAGCAGGUGCCGGCCCACCUCCAGCAGGUGCCCCCCCUGCACAGCCUGGAUCAGGAUUUGGGAUGCAACCUCCUGGAGCAAGUGUUCCAAUGAUGCCACAACAGCCGGUUAUGUACGGACAACCUAUGAUGAGGCCACCAUUUGGAGCAGCUGCAGGACCUGGUGCACAACUUUCUCCAAGUCCUACACCGGCCACUCAGAGUCCCAAGAAACCUCCAACAAAGGACCCAUUAGCAGAUCUUAACAUCAAAGAUUUCUUAUGAACUAUUUAAGUUUUCUGACAGGAUAGCUGAAGAUGCAAGUUUGGAAUCUACAAACAAGAAUUUUGUUGCUCAGAGUUUCCAAGUGAGCCGCCACUACCAAACCCAGUGCUUACUCAGUCUUCUCUCCUACUUCCAAAACGUGUAGCACAGCUGUGAAAGUGAACAUUAGGAAUGUGUACUAUCUUAGUUGUUACCCCUUCUCUCUCUCUCUCUUUCUCAGUUUGUGUACUUGGAUUAUUAUUUAUGUGUUUUACAACUUAAACAAUGGAUGUAUGUUUCUGAUGCCUUCUUAGUGCUUUUCUGAACCUAUCCAAUAGGGACGGAUUAUGCAGCUGUUGUGUGGUGAGCCAUUUGGAGCGAUGUGUCUGUGUUUCUGGAGGUCUCGAUGUAAAUAACUUUGGCAAAUCCUCUAAAUUUUUCCCUUUAAGUCCAGUUUCUCUUGUAUAUCUGUUAUACAAAACAAUCGUGUGAUGAUAUUGGGUAGUAAGAAAAGCACUCUCAAUCCUACAAACUCUCUUUUGUGUGGAAUACAUUUUCCCCCCAUGCAAGAUUCUCAAUUUGUUGUGGGAUAUGUUUUAUUUUUGUGGCGCUGUACAUGUUACGUUAAAUUAUAAAGUAAUAUAAAGGAAAACUCCCAUUUAACACAUCUUCUAUCAAGUUGCUUUGUGAAUAAUUAAAUAAUAAUAACUGAAAAUACCUUAACAUGUUUCUUUUCAAAACAUUUAAGGGUCUUUUGUUUUCAUUUUAAAUCCAGUUUAUUUAUCAGCUUUUGUUUUAAAUGCACUGAAGAUACGUAAAGGGUAAAUUUCUUUCCAUGUAGUUGAGAAAAAACAGUCAUAGCAAGGUAGACAUUGCUAGGAUUGUCAGGCUACUCAGUGUAAUUGACAAAUCAUGAAAAAUGUAUUUUUAUUUUUUUAUUCAGCUUUUACCUAAAUCUGUUAGUUUGGUGCUUCUAUGUAUAUGCCUUAGACUAGCAUAUUUUUCCAUACCCCCAAAGCACUGUGUAUUUUCUGUCUGUCUGUGAUUAGAAGUCACACUAACCUGGAGAACUGCACCCUUUACUGUAAACAGCAGCAGCAACAACAAAAAUAUGUUCUUUUAACGUUUUAGUUUGUUCUCUCAUACUGUUUGUGCUGAUGGCUUGGCUUAAGAUUUUGAUUCCUUAAAAAGGUCACUGUUGAUCAGUGUUACAAGUGGCUUGGCAGCUCUUUGUAAAAGCAUACUAGGUUGAAAAGAUGUUCACCCAAGUCUUUCAAAUUAACUAUUUAAUCAAUAUAUGGUACCAUUUUUAAAAAGUGGUUGUAUCUGAAUUUAUUGUGGGAUUAACAUACACUGUAAUGACAGAGAGUUAGAGAGAGAAUUUCAAAGUGGGUUUUCUUUGUAUUUUGGUUUGAGAAAAACGCAGUGCAUGUAUACCCUCUGAUGCAAUAAAACACCUUGAUCAAAGUAAA